Folsomia candida is the source of this 1095-nucleotide messenger RNA. RefSeq lists its product as uncharacterized. The record is from RefSeq and is a predicted model, not a curated record. NCBI's taxonomy places the organism in Eukaryota, Metazoa, Arthropoda, Collembola, Entomobryomorpha, Isotomidae. The transcript is spliced from 2 exons. The coding region runs from base 141 to 1025 and encodes 294 amino acids.
UUUGCCAGGAUGAAUUUCUGACUAAUUUAAUAUGUCAUCAGCAUAUUACGUGUUCAAUUUCAAUCACAAAUUGUGUGCAGAAAGAAAGAAUAUCUCACGAGCUUUCUAAGGAAAAUAGGAAAUUUUCGGAAUCGCAAACAAUGUGGCGAUCAAACUUGUCGUUUACGCUCUUGCUGCUCUCUACAAUUACGACGACCACGACGGCAAAAAUUUUGUACGCCAACACGUCCAGCGAACUCACCUCCGCCCUCAAGAAGGCCAAGCCUGGCGAUGUGGUCACUCUCCUCCCAGUCGACUACGUUGGCGAUUUCGUUCUCCCAGAUCAUACUGACAAAGACAAUGCUACGUCGAAUGAUGCCACAACGCUGCUUGGGACACAGUCGGAGGAUUUCCAGCGUCACUCGACAAUAAUUUCCUCCACUGGGACGGGGAUCAGUAUAACAGCGCACCGUCGCCCCUGGAAUGUCAAAUCUCUCGUGAUUCAAUCAAACGAUACGGGAGUAAAAAUAAGGGGAAACAAUCACGUGAUACAAUCAGUGGUUAUCAGAGCUUCAAAAGUUGCAGCGGUAAUCAAGGGGGAUAAUAUUGUGCUGAACUCUACCGUAAUUUCGAAUGGAGAGAAAGGUGUAAUCCUUGGUGGAAAUGAUAACGUUGUAAAAAGCGUGGCUUUGAAUGGACUUUCCAAAUCUGGGAUUGUCGUCCAAACUGGAAGUGCAGGGACCCAGAUCCGGAGCGUUUCUACACAAAUGUUGACAGGAAACUCGCUGAUUCUACAAAAUGGGACGAAAGGGACAAACGUGCAUUCCACCACGUUCAAUGCAAUUGCAAAUCUUGAUGGGGACGACGGCAAGUUUGCUAGCUGCGUCUUUACUGGAGUGAAUUUGUCGGGUUGUCGCAACAAGUUUUCAGCCACAGUUAUCCAAAAUUUGUACGAAGAGACGAGCGACGACAACUCCACCAAUUGCAACAACAUUUUCGAGAAAACUUGUGUGAUUGGGAACGAGUCGAAUGAUCCUCUGGACUGAAUCAAACAUAGAUUUACUCUACGAUCUGUCCAUGCAAAUUCAUGAAUCCUAUCCACAUAAUGUAUUUUGA